UGUUGUUCGCAAAGACUUGUGGGUAACGUAGAGCCAGAGCGCAGCACGAGACAGCUGACGGUAAACGCUGUUCCGCUACUUCUCAUUAGCCAAUGUUUAUGUUGGGCCCACUUGAUGUGAGGAUGCUCCUCGAUAAGUGUUGUUCGGAAGAGUAACGAGCCGGCGGCGCUGUGACCUUAAUGCGCAACAUGAGCAUCAGCGAGCAUUCCUUGCAAGCUCUGUCCUGGAGGAAGCUCUACCUGAGCCGGGCCAAACUCAAAGCUUCCAGCCGGACCUCGGCUCUGCUCUCCGGCUUCGCUAUGGUGGCCAUGGUGGAAGUGCAGCUGGACAACAGCUACCCGUACCCUCCCGCCCUGCUGAUCGCCUUCAGCGCGUGCACCACCGUGCUGGUGGCCGUGCAUCUUUUCGCCCUGAUGGUCAGCACCUGCAUCCUGCCCAACAUCGAGGCGGUCAGCAACGUGCACAACAUCAACUCGGUGAGCGAGUCGCCGCACGAGCGCAUGCACCUCCACAUUGAGCUGGCCUGGGCCUUCUCCACCGUCAUCGGCACGCUCCUCUUCCUGGCCGAGGUGGUGCUCCUCUGCUGGGUCAAGUUCCUGCCCGUCAAGCCGAGCAAGCCGGGCAACGACACGGUGUCGGCCGGCGUGGCCGCCGCCAUCACCUCCACGUCCAUCAUGGUCCCCUUCGGCUUGGUGUUCAUCGUCUUCGCCGUGCAUUUCUACCGCUCGCUGGUCAGCCACAAGACGGACCGGCAGUUCCAGGAGCUGGAGGAGCUCUCCAACCUCACCAGGCUGCAGAACCAGCUGGACAAUCGAGGCGAGUCCAUUUUACAUUCGCCCAGCUCGCAUUUCCCGUAAGAUGUGCGUGAGUGAGGGAACUGCCAGCUAAAUAGGACACGGAUUUAGGAUUUCGAGACU
Messenger RNA from Syngnathus typhle (broad-nosed pipefish), 917 nucleotides. It is a transcript of the gene orai1b, whose product is annotated as ORAI calcium release-activated calcium modulator 1b. The record is from RefSeq and is a predicted model, not a curated record. Gene Ontology annotation, biological process: store-operated calcium entry. Lineage: Eukaryota; Metazoa; Chordata; Actinopteri; Syngnathiformes; Syngnathidae. The transcript has 2 exons. Gene Ontology annotation, cellular component: membrane. Gene Ontology annotation, molecular function: store-operated calcium channel activity. Bases 180 to 857 code for a protein of 225 amino acids.